AUGUCCAUGGAGAUGGACGACGUGUUCAAGUAUAGCCGCUUCGAUCCUACCCCCAAGGAGGCCGUCACCUACUACCUGCCGCGCCUCAUCGCCGGCUCCUCGCUCAACGGCGCCGAGAAAGUCAUCCACGAGUUCGACAUCUACAGCUGCGAGCCCAAGGAUCUCGCCUAUCAGUACGACCCGGCGCCGCACGCCAUGGAUACCGGCGACCGCUUCUUCUUCACGACGUGCAAGCGCAAGAACGGGAGCAGCAACCGGAGCGCGCGCGUCGCCGGCGGCGGCACCUGGACGGGCAACAAGACCCAGAGCAUCGUCCACGCGGGAGUCAAGGUCGGCGAGGUCAAGAGCCUUUCGUUCAAGAAGGAGAAGGCGUGCACCGGCUGGGUCAUGGAGGAGUACCGGUGCAUGCUGCCACAGGCCGUCGUCGCCGACGGAGAGAAGGUGCUGUGCAAGAUUCACUUGUCUUCGUCUUCAGCGUGCGCCGCCGCCCGCCAAGAAUCUGCCGCGUACUUGCUUCGUCAUCGUCAAGAAGCAGCAGGGCUGCCCGUGCCAGAACCAGAAACCAUCACCGUGACCACAACCGCGCAAGUACUGAAGAGGCCAGCGCCGGUUGCCGCCGACGAUCUGUCGUGCUCCAAGAAAUUGCGGAUGGCCGCCCCCGUUCAGGCAAUUGAGGAAGAGUACCAGGAUUGCCCUGACUGGUUUGCGCCUCCGGCACCGUUUUCCUUGCCGGCUGAAGCUGCAGAGGACAUGGACCGGUUCACUUGCACGGUGGCAGAACUUCUCGGGGAAACUGGGGAACAAGCUGAGAACAACAUCGAACAGUUUACGCCACCCUUUCCCGAGCCUGCUUCCGACCGGGAAACGGAGGAGUUUGAUGAAUUGGAAAUGCUUUUAGCUGAUCUCUGA
This is a messenger RNA of Lolium rigidum, 909 nucleotides long. Its product is annotated as NAC domain-containing protein 83-like. Gene Ontology annotation, biological process: regulation of DNA-templated transcription. Bases 1 to 909 code for a protein of 302 amino acids. Gene Ontology annotation, molecular function: DNA binding. The transcript has a single exon. The record is from RefSeq and is a predicted model, not a curated record. Lineage: Eukaryota; Viridiplantae; Streptophyta; Magnoliopsida; Poales; Poaceae.